Molecule: messenger RNA, 916 nt
Organism: Austrofundulus limnaeus
Lineage: Eukaryota; Metazoa; Chordata; Actinopteri; Cyprinodontiformes; Rivulidae
Gene: ubfd1
Product: ubiquitin family domain containing 1
Molecular function (GO): cadherin binding; RNA binding
Source: RefSeq, a predicted model, not a curated record
GAAGUGAAGGAGUCACGAUGGAAACCGAGGAGAAGCCGAAAGAAGCCGAAUCACUUGGCGAAGACGUCGAGAAAGCCGAAGCCACGUCUGAAACGGAUGCAGGAAAUGCCACAACUCAGGACUCUAGUAUUAGCAAUGGCGACGAUGCAGAUGACAAGCAGGAGACGGUGGAUCUGAAGAUUAUCUGGAACAAGAACAAAUACGAUCUGAAAAUUCCCGUCGACAGCACCGGAGCCAAACUAAAAGAGAGGAUUCACUCGCUCACUGGUCUUCCACCAGCAAUGCAGAAAGUGAUGUACAAAGGAUUGCUUCCAGAGGACAAGACGCUACGUSAAAUAAAAGUUACAAGUGGUGCAAAAAUAAUGGUGGUAGGAUCCACGAUAAACGAUGUAUUAGCUGUCAACACGCCGAAAGAGGUCGUCCAGCAAGAAGUUAAAGCUGAGGAAAACAAGAAAGAACCUUUAUGCAGGCAAAAGCAACACAGGAAAGUAUUAGACAAAGGUAAACCAGAAGACAUUAUGCCAGCGAUUAAAGGAGCAAAGGAACGAUUGCCAACUGUGCCUUUAUCUGGAAUGUUUAACAAGUCUGGAGGAAAAGUAAGACUCACAUUCAAACUGGAGCAAGAUCAAUUAUGGAUUGGAACAAAAGAGAGAACAGAAAAAGUCCCAAUGGGCUCCAUAAAAAACGUAGUGUCUGAACCCAUCGAAGGCCAUGAGGACUAUCACAUGAUGGCUUUUCAGUUGGGUCCAACAGAAGCUUCUCAGUAUUGGGUCUACUGGGUGCCUGCACAGUUUGUCGAUGCAAUCAAAGACACAGUCCUUGGAAAAUGGCAGUAUUUCUAAUGUGCCUCUUUUGACAAUGACGAACUGGGAUUGAGAAGAGGGGCAAACGAAAAGUGAAACUGGAGACGACGAGA